This is a messenger RNA of Xenia sp. Carnegie-2017, 1873 nucleotides long. RefSeq lists its product as uncharacterized. Lineage: Eukaryota; Metazoa; Cnidaria; Anthozoa; Malacalcyonacea; Xeniidae. The record is from RefSeq and is a predicted model, not a curated record. The transcript is spliced from 8 exons. Gene Ontology annotation, molecular function: peptidase inhibitor activity. Gene Ontology annotation, cellular component: extracellular region. The coding region runs from base 214 to 1266 and encodes 350 amino acids.
GCUUGGUUUAAUUAGAGUAAGAUCAACGAGAAGCCAUUGACUAGAGAUUUUAUUGAUGUAACAUGAAUAUACUGUUCAUUUCAGAAAAAAAAUUGAAUAUGUAUUUUUUUCUUAGUUUUGAGCUUCUCCUAGUCAAAUGUGACAAUUGACUUCCUGAAAACUUUACAGAAAAGAAUUUUGUUCAAGGAAAAAUUCAACAGACAAAAGUGGAAAAUGUCAAAACAGAUGAAAAUGUUAUUUUUAAUAUUAGUUCUUAAUAUGUCAGUCGUAGUUCAAGGAAAUGUACACAGGUUCAGAAGAGGUUUUCUUUCUCGUACGGGAAUAUGUCCUGAUCCAAGUCGCAACUUUCAGAAAAGAGAUCGCCGCUUGAAUUAUUUUGGCAACGUUAUUGUGAUGAAGAAAGGAAGUAACAAAGAAGUCACGUGUUUAGAAAGUGAAUGCAUAGAAGAUAGCCAUUGUGAUGCAGACAGAAAAUGUUGCAAAAAUCGUUGUGGUGGAAUGGUGUGUACACAAGCUGUACGAGAUCCUGACCCAUGUAAGAGUUUUUCAUGUCCACCACAACAAACAUGUAAAAUACAACGAGUCAAGUGCAUUAUGCCCAAAUGUCACGAUACGUACGCUCUAAACAGACCAAAAUGUGUACCAGAAGAGGAAGCCACAGUUCUUCAAAAUGAUGACGACAGAUUAAAACCAGUACCAAGAAAAUCGCCAAUAUCUAUUGGAGACAAAACAACUGCACAAUGGAAAAACAAGGCCAAUCAAUACAGAAAAACUGGUAAUUAUAAACAACCAUGGAAAAACAUGGCCAAUCAAUACGCAACAACAGGAAAUGAUCAGCAACCAUGGCAAAACAUGGCCAAUCAAUACGCAACAACAGGAAAUGAUCAGCAACCAUGGCAAAACAUGGCCAAUCAAUAUGCAACAACAGGAAAUGAUCAGCAACCAUGGAAAAACAUGGCCAACCAAUACGCAACAACAGGAAAUGAUCAGCAACCAUGGCAAAACAUGGCCAACCAAUAUGCAACAACAGGAAAUGAUCAGCAACCAUGGCAAAACAUGGCCAAUCAAUACGCACCAACAGGAAAUGAUCAGCAACCAUGGCAAAACAUGGCCAAUCAACAUCCAUUACCAAGCUAUGACCAACCUAACUUCAGUAAUUAUGCAUCCUCGCCAUCACCAUCACAUUAUAUGUAUGGAUAUCAACAAAAUACAAACAUAAAUGGACAAAAACAAAAUUGGCAACAGAAUAAUUAUCAACAGGGUUAAAGGUGCAGACUAUAGCUACAACAAAAGAAUUCAUCCCCAAAUGACACCGAUAACAUCAAACAAAGAGAAUCGUUGUAAUAUAAAUAGUUAUUUAAGUCCAAACCCUAGCACAAUUAAUGCACGACGCAAUCUGUUUUGUAAUUCAACCGCUUCUAGAUGGCUAAGUGGUCCAUCACUUCGAGAAUAAGUCAUUCGAUAGUUAAAACUUACGCGAUGUCCCUCCUCAUCGUGAUAUAUUUCAAUCAUUUUUACACUACGAAGACAAUUCUCAGAUAAUGCAACUGCACUGAUGAGAAAUAACGUUUGGGAUAUUGAGUCGCAUAUCCAAAAACUAAUAUCGUGAAUGUAUUCAGGGGGAUGGAGGUUUCUUGGAAGUGGAGCAAGAUUACCAUUCACAUCUUCUAUCUAUGAAACAAACAGUAAUUAUUAAUAUAGAUGCAACAGAUGGGUAAGCAUAGAGUAACGAACUUUUUACUGCAAAUUAUGUACAUGUCAACAAAAACGUUAAACAUUUUUAAAGACAAUCACAAAUCUUGCUUGAAAUCCUAGUAUUAAGUGGUGAAGAAGCUAACUAACUAGUAGUUGUCAAUAAAGUUCUGAAAAACGA